AUGGCGCUGGACACGAUGGAGAAACAGCCCGAGCAUGAGAUCAGCCAUGCUGGCAGUAGCCUGGAAACUGCAUCCCCGGAGCUGCAGGUUAACUCGAAGCGCGAGAGAGCUCUUCUGCGCAAGAUCGAUCUGCACCUGAUGGGGCCUCUCUGGGUGGUCUUCGUUUUCGGCUUCCUGGAUCGCAUCAACCUGGGCAAUGUGGCGGUCUUGGGCAUUCUCAAGGAGCUCAAAAUGAACGGGAAGGAUAUGGCGCUGGGGAUGCAGAUCUUCUUCGUCCCGUAUAUCAUCGCUGAUAUCCCGAGUAAUAUCAUCUUGAAGAAGUUCUCGCCGUCAACUUGGAUCAGUAUCCUGACUUUUUUCUGGGGUGUCACAUGUAUGUGCCAGGGCGUGGUGAAGAACAAAGCCGGGCUGGUUGCAUGCCGCUUCUUCAUGGGUCUCUUCGAAGGAGGCUUCGUGCCUGGGUGCGCAUACCUGAUGUCCAUGUACUACAGCCGCCGUGACUUCCAAACGCGCUUCUCGCUUCUCUGGGUUGCCGGUCUCGUCGCUGGUGCGUUUGGUGGUCUGCUAGCGUAUGCUCUCUACCACAUGCAUGGCUUGGGAGGCUACUCCGGAUGGCGCUGGAUUUUCAUCAUCGAAGGCUUGCUAUCGAUCGUCUCAGCCAUCCCGGCCAAGUUCCUGAUUGCGGAUUGGCCCGAACAAGCGAGAUUCCUCAAUUCCGAGGAGAAGGCCUUGCUCAAGGAACGCAACGCGCGGGAUCUUGACGGAUGCGAUGGAGCCAGGAUGGAUCGGCUGGACGGCGCCGCGUGGCGUCGGAUCAUGUCCGACUGGAAGAUCUACGUCGGCAGUCUGAUCUACAUCAGCAUCACCGUCUCCGGCUACGCGACAUCACUGUUCAUCCCGUCGAUCGUAAACUCGCUCGGCUACUCCGGCAUCGACAGCCAGAUCCACAGCAUCCCAAUCUGGGUCGUCGCCGCGGUUGUUACCUUGGCGGUGUCAUACCUGACAGACCGCAUGCAGCAUCGCUACGGGUUCGUCAUGUUCGGAACCGUCUUCGCCAGCAUCGGCUAUGUCAUUUUGCUUUGCCAGGGGCCACCGCAUCAGCUGGGCGGACUGAACGUGCAUGUACGGUAUAUGGCCGUCUUCUUCGUCAACACGGGCUGUUACAUCGUGCAGCCAGUCGCGAUUGUGUGGAUGGCGAAUAACCUGGGCGGACACUACAAGCGGGCCAUCGGCCUCGCCAUCCAGAUCGGCUUUGGCAAUAUUGGAGGCAUCAUUGCAAGCAACAUCUUCAACUCGGAUUCCGCGCCGAGAUACUUUGUCGGUUACGGUGUUGCGCUGGCCAUGAUGGUGCUGUGCGCGAUCAUGAGCACCGUGUUUGCCGUCGGGGUCGUGAUCGAGAAUAAGAAACGGGUUUCAGGCAAACGUGACCACCGGUUGAAUGGGGAUGCCAGUGUAGUGAACAAUCUUGGGGAUGAUGACCCGAGAUUCCGAUUCUGUCUGUGA
This is a messenger RNA of Aspergillus clavatus NRRL 1, 1503 nucleotides long. RefSeq names its product putative transmembrane transporter. The coding region runs from base 1 to 1503 and encodes 500 amino acids. Gene Ontology annotation, molecular function: transmembrane transporter activity. Gene Ontology annotation, biological process: transmembrane transport. The transcript is spliced from 2 exons. Lineage: Eukaryota; Fungi; Ascomycota; Eurotiomycetes; Eurotiales; Aspergillaceae. The record is from RefSeq and is a predicted model, not a curated record. Gene Ontology annotation, cellular component: membrane.